AUGUUACCACUGGCAAAGAAGCGAAAGAUUUCAGAGCCCGGCGAUGACCAGGGAAAAGAUGACUCGAAGAAGAAUAGAACAACUCUUGCAUCUCUAAGCAGGUCUGUCACGCCGCCAUUGACUAGCCGCGAGAGACGACCUCCCGAGAACCAGCACGACCAGCACACUGAUCAUAUCAAGAGAAAUAAUGAAACUAAUGCCGAUAUAAUUGAGGGACGACCACGUGUUAUACCUUCACCUUUUCAACUCACACAUAUUCGGGAUCUUCCUUCUGACAAAAAUGUCGACACCGUUCAAUUACACGACAUUCUGGGUGACCCGAUGAUUCGAGAAUGUUGGCAAUUCAACUACUGUUUUGAUGUUGACUUUGUCAUGAGCCAGUUUGAUCAGGAUGUGAAAGAUCUUGUGCAAGUAAAAAUUGUGCAUGGAUCCUGGAAACAAGACUCUCCGAAUCGACUUCGAAUAGAUGAAGCGUGUGCUCGCUAUCCAAAUGUUGAACCAAUCGUAGCUUACAUGCCGGAACCCUUUGGAACCCAUCAUUCGAAAAUGAUGAUCCUUCUUCGACAUGACGACCUCGCCCAAGUUAUUAUCCAUACAGCUAAUAUGCUUGCUGGAGAUUGGACAAACAUGUCGCAAGCUCUUUGGCGAUCGCCGCUUCUUCCUCUGUCUUCGACGCCAUAUAAUCCGGCGACGGAAGAAGCGGCUGUAUUCGGGACUGGAGCGAGAUUCAAGCGAGACCUUCUAGCCUAUCUCGAGUUUUAUGGAAGGAGGAAGACCGGUUCGCUAGUCGAUCAGCUCCGAAAAUUCGACUUCUAUGCUAUUCGUGCUGUAUUGGUAGCCAGUGUCCCUUCGAAAGAAAGACUGAGCAGGAUGAAUUCAAGUCAGUCAACGCUAUGGGGCUGGCCAGCACUGAAGGAUGCUCUACGUCAAAUCUCCCUGAGUGAUAAUGAGCACAUUGAAGAUCCCCAUGUGGUGAUACAGGUUUCUUCAAUCGCGUCGCUUGGCCAGACAGAUAAGUGGCUUAAAGAUGUCCUGUUUGACAGUCUUUGUCCAAGUUCCAUCUUGCCCAAUGCCAGUAAGAGAUGUAACCCUAAAUUCUCUAUAGUAUUUCCUACACCUGACGAAAUUCGACGGUCACUGAACGGAUACGGGUCGGGCGGCUCUAUACAUAUGAAGUUACAAAGCGUUGCGCAGCAAAAACAACUUCAAUAUAUGCGACCCUACUUAUGUCACUGGGCUGGUGACCAAGAGCAAACUCCUGUGAGAAUAUCACGUACAAAUGCUGAAGUACCCAGCAAUAUUCAGAGUACAGAUGCAGGUCGACGCCGUGCUGCCCCGCAUAUCAAAACUUACAUACGAUUUUCAGACAAGACCAAGAUGGAUAGUAUCGACUGGGUUAUGAUCACUUCUGCUAAUUUAUCCACGCAAGCAUGGGGAGCUGCACCCAACUCCAAUGGAGAAGUUCGAAUAUGCAGUUGGGAGAUUGGGGUGCUUGUUUGGCCUCAACUAAUAGUAGGGGAUUCACCAGAACCUGGUGCUGAAAGGCCGAAAAUGGUGCCUUGUUUCCAGAAGGACAGGCCGGAGUUACCCAAUAACAAUGACAUUACGCCUAUUGUGGGCUUUCGCAUGCCGUAUGAUCUCCCACUUGCACGAUACGGAGUGCAAGAUGUUCCUUGGUGCGCCACGAUUAACCAUCCAGAGCCUGACUGGUUAGGGCAGAGCUGGGAACCAUGA
Messenger RNA from Talaromyces stipitatus ATCC 10500, 1734 nucleotides. Its product is annotated as tyrosyl-DNA phosphodiesterase, putative. Gene Ontology annotation, biological process: single strand break repair; double-strand break repair. The transcript is spliced from 4 exons. Gene Ontology annotation, molecular function: single-stranded DNA binding; 3'-tyrosyl-DNA phosphodiesterase activity; double-stranded DNA binding. Bases 1 to 1734 code for a protein of 577 amino acids. Gene Ontology annotation, cellular component: nucleus. NCBI's taxonomy places the organism in Eukaryota, Fungi, Ascomycota, Eurotiomycetes, Eurotiales, Trichocomaceae. The record is from RefSeq and is a predicted model, not a curated record.